Messenger RNA from Sorex fumeus (smoky shrew), 783 nucleotides. RefSeq names its product latent-transforming growth factor beta-binding protein 1-like. The record is from RefSeq and is a predicted model, not a curated record. Gene Ontology annotation, cellular component: extracellular region; cell surface. The coding region runs from base 1 to 783 and encodes 260 amino acids. NCBI's taxonomy places the organism in Eukaryota, Metazoa, Chordata, Mammalia, Eulipotyphla, Soricidae. Gene Ontology annotation, molecular function: signaling receptor binding. The transcript has 6 exons. Gene Ontology annotation, biological process: anatomical structure development.
AUGAACCACUUCGUGACCAGGGAGGCCGGCCGCAGCAGCGGCGGCGCGGGGGGCGCCCCGGCCGAGCGCCCCCGCCGCCCCCGCCCGGGCCCGCGGCCCCCGCCGACCCCGCCGCCCCCGUUCGCGCGCGGCGCUGGGGGCCCCCGCGGGCCGCAGGUGGCGCCGAAGCAGCAGCUGCAGGGGGUCAAUGUGUGUGGAGGACAGUGCUGUCCUGGCUGGAGCAAAGCGCCUGGUUCCCAGAGAUGCACCAAACCCAGCUGUGUUCCCCCGUGCCUGAACGGAGGGAUGUGCCUGCGGCCUCAGCUGUGCGUGUGCAAACCAGGCACCCGGGGCAAAGCCUGUGAGCUGACCACGGCCCGCGAGCCCGCACCCACAGUGCUCAGAACCCGGAGUGCCGGGCGCCCUGCCUCACCACGGAAGCCUCCGGAGCCGGCGGCCCAGCUGACUUCCUCGGAGAAGGCGGACGCUGUGCCCAGAGCCAGCCCCGUGGCCCAGAUGACCCUGACGCUCAAGCCGAAGCCGCCGUCCGUCAGCCUGUCCCCACAGCCACGCGCUCAAGUGGCAUCUCUGACCUCCCAGAACAUCAUGAUUCAUCGUGGCCAGACCCAGGCGUACGUGCUCAGGCCCAAGGACUUUGCUGCCCGGAAGGUGAUGACCAGCGAGCAGGCCACGGAAGGAGCCUUCCCCCUGAGGUCCAGGCAGGAGCUGGGCUCUGCGCCUUUCCAAGUGAGGACUGCAUUCCCUCAGAAGCAGCCUGUGGAGAUGGCAGAAGUGCAGGUGUGA